Messenger RNA from Tigriopus californicus, 1987 nucleotides. RefSeq names its product zinc transporter ZIP1-like. Gene Ontology annotation, cellular component: plasma membrane. The record is from RefSeq and is a predicted model, not a curated record. NCBI's taxonomy places the organism in Eukaryota, Metazoa, Arthropoda, Copepoda, Harpacticoida, Harpacticidae. Gene Ontology annotation, molecular function: zinc ion transmembrane transporter activity. The coding region runs from base 908 to 1966 and encodes 352 amino acids. The transcript is spliced from 5 exons. Gene Ontology annotation, biological process: zinc ion transmembrane transport.
UUAACCGUUCACGACGAGCGAUAGCAAUUGUUACUUCUUUUAAUAGUCCUCAAGGAAUUAAGAAGAAGGCAGAACCCUAACUCACAAGGCCAAUAACAUACUUUGGCUUUGAGGGGCAAACGAUGUCAAGAAUAAAUCAAAAAGAGGGCCAUGAACACCGAUUUUUCGGAGCAAAUCGAAUCACAUUUUGUCCAGGAAGUCGCGUUGUGGUUGGGGGGCCCCUCGUUCAGAAUUUCCCCCCCUUCUCGGACCCUCUUCUAGUUCAAAUGGCAAAUGUGACAUUUUCUAGGCACAGAACAAACAAUUGAGAACACUUGUUUGCCAACAUCCAGUUCGGUGACUACGAAAUCCAACGAUUUCAAAUCUAUAGGGGAACAUCUAUAACUCAAACGAAUUUCAAGCCCCCAUUGAUCUUCUCUCGGAAGAACAGUUUACAGGUCAUAGUUCAUUUGAGUUUCUUAGGAAAGCCGAACAUCUUUUACAAACAUACUAACUCUUCUCGUGGCGGUCAAUAGUGAAUUAUUAGACAUGUGCGUGUUCAUCCUGCAUCUCAAAGAUAGUGUCAGUAAAAUAGUGCCUGAGAAGAGUCAACAAGAGUUGUGAUCACUUUUGUUGGAGGGCUAAUAAAUCGCAGUAAUGCCAACGGAACCUAUCGAUUACAAAGGGACAAAAAAUGUCAUCUUCAUCGUUCAAGCAUCUUCAUAAUCCAAUUUGAGCCUUCACAACCCAAUUUGAUGCAUUUGAAUAAAUCGCAAACGUUGGAUUUCUCUGCAUUGGAGAUAACAAAGUUUGGCAAGGGUAUCUUCAUCACACAAAAGCCGAUCUAUGACAUGUCUUGCGUCUGAACUCAAGGAAGAGGGUCGUUCAAAGCUUCAAGAAUAUCAGUCGUGCCGACUAGAGUCGAAAAAUGGAUCUGCUAACUGUGAAAAUCAUCACCAUGGUCCUUUUGGGGGGCAUUUCCUUGUUCCUGGGACUUCUUCCCAUGGCCUUUCGACCUUGCAUGAAGAAGAAAGAUGGACACAAAUCCAAAGCCGACAUCUUUAUUUCGGCGUUUUCAUGUUUCGGUGGUGGAGUGAUCCUCACCACAUGCUUAACACACAUGCUACCUGAGGUCAACUUGUUCCUGAAGCACAACAUUGAGCAGGGGUCUUUCCCGGACACAGGCAUGCCUAUCGCCGAAAUACUGGUUCUGUCGGGAUUUAUGAUGAUCUACAUUGUCGAAGAGGUCACUCACAGUUGCAUUAACCAAGUGAGCAAAGACAAGACUGCCCAAAAGGUCAAUCCAGAAGAAGAGCCGUGGGUUUUGCAACAUGGGCAUACUGAAAUCCCCACAGAAAUUAUCAUUCCGCCAGAAAACUUGGGAUUUGAGGCCACGCUUCGGGGAUUUCUUGUGAUUCUUGCCCUUUCCCUCCAUGCGGUCUUUGAAGGCAUCGCUCUUGGACUGACACAUACUGUGACUUCAGUUUGGUUCUUAUUCUUCGCCAUUGCUUCCCAUAAGUAUGUGAUUUCAUUCUGCAUCGGCAUGCAAUUUGUGAGCACAGGAAUUAAACCGUUUGUGAAUGUGAUCUAUGUGGCUACGUUUGCCUUGAUCUCGCCGUUGGGAGCAGGUCUCGGGAUCCUCUUGUCAGAAUCCGUCUCUUCGGAGGCAUCUCUGCAAAACUCUUUGGUCACGAUCCUUCAAGGUCUGGCCACGGGAACUCUUCUUUACGUGGUGUUCUUUGAAGUGAUCGAGAAGGAGCGUACCAAUGGAACGAAUGGCAUUAUUCAGGUCGUUUUCAUCACUCUGGGAUUUGUGUGCAUGAUCCUCUUGGAGGUGGUGGAAUUAAACGUUGCUGGCGGAGAUCCAGUGGUUCAAAGCCUUCCUGAUUCAGACACGAGGCUUUGCCAAUUGGAAUACUUGAACUCGACUUGGGUACUGCCAAAAAACUUCACUUGUACAUCAGGUCAAUUGGAGCCAAUUGUUUAAAAUAUACGUGGUCUCCGCUUA